GGCAUCCCGCCCUGUCCGGCUGCGGCCUGGCUCUCUCCGCUUCCCCAUGUUCCCAGGACCCCCGGCGCCCCUGUCUCCGGCCAUGGGCCCCGCCGCUCGCCCCGCGCCGAGGUCGCCGCCGCCGCCUCCUCCUCCGCCGCCGCCGUCGCCACUGCUGCUGCUGUUGUCCCUGCUGCCAUUCUGGCUGGGCCUGGCGGGGCCCGGGGCUGCGGCGGACGGCAGCGAGCCCACUGCCAGGGCGGGGCGGGGCGGGGCCCGCGCCGUGCGGGUGGACGUGAGGCUGCCGCGGGAGGACGCUCUGUUGCUGGAGGGCGUCAGGAUCGGCCCCGAGGCCGACCCGGCGCUCCAUCUGGGUGGCCGCCUGCUGCUGAUGGACAUCGUGGAUGCUGAGCAGGAGGUGCCCGUAGAAGGCUGGAUUGCAGUGGCAUACGUGGGCAAGGAGCAGGAGGCCCAGAUUCACCAGGAGAGUCAGGACAGCGGCCCACAGGCCUAUCCUAAGGCUCUGGUUCAGCAGAUGCGGAGGGCGCUCUUCCUGGGAGCCUCUGCCCUGCUUCUCCUCAUCUUGAACCACAACGUGGUCCGAGAGCUGGACAUAUCCCAGCUUCUGCUCAGACCAGUGAUCGUCCUCCAUUAUUCUUCCAAUGUCACUAAGCUGUUGGAGGCACUGCUGCAGAGGACCCAGGCCACGGCUGAGAUCACCAGCGGAGAGUCCCUGUCGGCCAACAUCGAGUGGAAGCUGACCCUGUGGACCACCUGUGGCCUCUCCAAGGACAGCUACGGAGGAUGGCAGGACUUGGUGUGCCUGGGAGGCAGUCGGGCCCAGGAGCAGCCCCUGCAACAGCUGUGGAACACCAUCUUGCUGGUGGCCAUGCUCCUGUGCACAGGCCUCGUGGUCCAAGCUCAGCGGCAGGCAUCCCGGCAGAGCCAGCGGGAGCCCCGAGGCCAGGUGGACCUGCUUAAGCGCCGGGUGGUGCAGAGGCUGGCGUCCCUCAAGACCCGGCGUUGCCGGCUGGGCCGGGCAGCACAGGGCCCCCCGGAGCCUGGUGCUGAGACCUGCGCCGUGUGUCUGGACUAUUUCUGCAACAAGCAAUGGCUCCGGGUGCUGCCCUGUAAGCAUGAGUUUCACCGAGACUGCGUGGACCCCUGGCUGAUGCUCCAGCAGACCUGCCCGCUGUGCAAAUUCAACGUCCUGGGGAACCGCUACUCAGAUGAUUAGCUGCCCCGGCUGGGUCUCUGCAUGUGGGGAAGGGACCCCUCCACCUGCAUCCCGGCCCUGGGCCCUGGGUGCCUGGAACAAGACGGCAGGGGGAACAGGACAGAAAACCCUAUGGGUGGAAGGAGGAUAGGGGCCUCCCCUGCUGAGGGGCAAGGUGCCCACCACAUCCACACUGGGAUGGAGGGACCACAGCCCCCAGGCUGAGGAUGCAGGGCCCAGACCCGGCAGGAAGAGAGGCUGCUUUGGGGCCUUUCUCUGCCAUCCUGGGGUGCCUGCCCUCCGCUCAGACAGCUCCCAGGACUCUGGCCAGGGACCUGGGGAAGAGGGUGUGGGCAGUGCUGCUGUUCCCAGGGCUCUGGGAACUCUCUGGCCUGCCUGUCAGGGCAUCCCUGGGGGCUGAGGCUGCAGUGGCCAGGUUUUGUGCUUAUUUAUUGGGGGGUGGGUUGGGAGAGGAGCUAUCCGGCCUUGGGGGCACUCUAGCCUGACCAUAUUCCAUGACACAUCUUGGUGAAGGCUAUGAUGUUAAACCUAGCGGCCUUUCCAUUGCCUGCUACCCUCGGUCCUUGGGCACCGGCAGCUGCAGGUCCCAUGGCCUGUCCAGCUGGGCUCCCUUCUGGGGCCUGGCUGGGACCAGAGGCCUUAGAAACCAUCUAGUCCUGUGCUUCUCCGUGGGGCUACAGGUUGCUGACCAGGAUACUUGAAGCCACAGGAUAAAUGUGGUACAUCUUAUAGGGGCAUCCGGUUUUUUAGAUUUGGGGUAUGGGAGGUUUAAUAUUAAAAUAAACAUGGAUAUAUUUUAACAUAAGAUGUAAAACUUGUGUGGAUGUUUUAAGAUAAACAAGUCGCCCUGGAGUCUACUGCCCAUGGGAGGCGGAUUCUAAAAUGGCCCCCGAGAUUGCCCCAGCCCCCAUGGCCACGCCUUAUGUGAUCCUGGCACUAUGACGCUGAUGGAUUUUACUCCUAUGAUUAGGUUAUGUUAUAUGGCACAGUUGACCUUAAUAUGGGAAAGCAUCCAAGUGGGCCUGACCUAACCACGUGAGCCCAUUAAAAGUAGAGAGUUUUCUCCAGCUGGUGGAAGGAGAGGAAUUCAGAAAUUUGAACCAUGGAGGGGAUUCAAUGCCUGAGAAAUUCUGUUGCCGACUUGAAGAUGGAGGGGCCACGUGGCAAGAAGUUGGAUGGCCUCUCAGAGCCCAGAGUAGCCCUGACAGCGGCACCAGUUCGACAGCUGCAAGAACCAGAAUUCUGCCCACAAUCAGAA
Balaenoptera acutorostrata (minke whale) is the source of this 2474-nucleotide messenger RNA. RefSeq names its product ring finger protein 215 (gene RNF215). Lineage: Eukaryota; Metazoa; Chordata; Mammalia; Artiodactyla; Balaenopteridae. The coding region runs from base 47 to 1216 and encodes 389 amino acids. The record is from RefSeq and is a predicted model, not a curated record. The transcript is spliced from 9 exons. Gene Ontology annotation, biological process: ubiquitin-dependent protein catabolic process; negative regulation of canonical Wnt signaling pathway; Wnt receptor catabolic process. Gene Ontology annotation, molecular function: frizzled binding; ubiquitin protein ligase activity.